This is a messenger RNA of Ctenopharyngodon idella (grass carp), 7333 nucleotides long. RefSeq names its product Rho guanine nucleotide exchange factor (GEF) 11 (gene arhgef11). The record is from RefSeq and is a predicted model, not a curated record. Lineage: Eukaryota; Metazoa; Chordata; Actinopteri; Cypriniformes; Xenocyprididae. The transcript is spliced from 40 exons. Gene Ontology annotation, molecular function: guanyl-nucleotide exchange factor activity; G protein-coupled receptor binding. Gene Ontology annotation, biological process: G protein-coupled receptor signaling pathway; intracellular signal transduction. Bases 1438 to 5727 code for a protein of 1429 amino acids. Gene Ontology annotation, cellular component: cytoplasm.
GAGUCUGUUUGGCUUCCCAGUGGCCAAACAUAAAUCCAAGGAUGAUUGUAUUAUUCCGGAAUGGCGAACGCUCGAACACUGGGAUAACACUACAUUUAAAGAUAUGCAGAUCACACAUUUUUGGGAAACAAUGAGAGGAUAUCAACUUUAAGCCUCCAUACAGCAAGAGACAGAUGCAAAAGACGUGACUGGCCAAGAUUCAAGACGUUACGGAGCCGUCUACUGAUCAAAUGAAUCUCGCUGGCCACCAAACGAGCGUAUGUAUGUUGCCAAAAUUCGGGCAAUAAUUGCACCCCAAAACGAAAGCCAUCCCAGGCGGGUUUAUCGCAUCACCAGUGCAGAAGAUCGCGUCUGGAUCGGGUUAUUGCACAACGCGCGCUAGCGUUCUAUUGCACGCGCGUGAAGGUGAACGGCAGAGGCCGUCGGAGUCGCGCUCGCGUGCGGCGCCCGUCCGUACGCGGCGGCGGGGAUGCUCGCCGUGCGGCCUCGCGUACACUGGAAGCAGCGGGUCGCUAGCGAAUUGGAUCGAGCCGAGCGCGCGUCCGCGGUGAUUAUCGAAAAAAACACAGGAUUCUAUGGGUUUGCGCAUUGCACAUCAUUGUAGUAGGUGUUUAGUUGAGUGCAUUGAGCUGCAGAUGGUGCAUGUGCAAGCAGCUGCAGUAAUCUGACUGUCACCACUGUGAACGUUGCUGCUUAUAUAUUAGUUUAGUUUAAUGCACUUUAUUUUUCUCCUAUCACUGUGGGUUAUGUGGCUGCAUGCAUCCUGCUCUCAAGCCUUUGGUUUUGAUAAGCUCCACUUGCACUGCAUUGAGAUCAUUCGCUCCAAAGACCAGAAUAACCUUGCUAAAAACACUGAGAGCCGUAGGACCAACUGACUGUGAAUCACACCGACCCUUUAAACACUGUACUCGAAGACACACAAUACAAACAGCAAAGCUUUGACUCUUAGCUGAUUCUUCUCAUUUGGUUUUGAAGACUGAUUGUGUGCAAAGUUGGUGAUAUCUCCUCAGUCUGUUAAUUAAUGUUUUUAAUGCGGUCCUAAAGUAGAAAGAUGAUUCAGUCCUCAGGAAUCUUUGUUCCGGACACCAACUGGAAGCUUCAGAGAUAAUACAGAAAUGUGGCGUAUUGAUCCUGCAUGUUCUCUUCAAAGAGUCUUGUUGUUUUGACACUACCAAAUACGAAGUACUGAAGUUAUUUCGCAGGUUUUGACUGGGCUUAUGUGGACAUUUCGAGUUUGUUUAUUAAACGGGACGAUGCUGUUGAGGAGGACCACUGUGUUUUCCCAAAAAGAACUUUGACCCUUGAAGUGGCGAAAGGACAAAACUCACUUCAAGGAGUGGAAAGAGGAAAUAAAACUAACCCACACUAAUGACAUGAUCUCAAACUGACACAAAUCACUACACAAACAAACGGACAAACCUCUGACGGUUUGCAGCCAUGAGUGUUCGACAUCCGACCUCCACGCUGGACAGGUUGAGCAGUUUGACACUAGGAGACUCGGAGCGCAGGUCUUCUCCUGGCCAGCAGAGGGAGGCACUGUCUGAUCUCCCCUCAGACAACACAGAGGGACAGGGUUUAGUCCAAAGAUGUGUGGUUGUGCAGAGGGACAAUCUGGGGUUUGGCUUCACCGUGUGCGGCGAGAGAAUCAAACUAGUGCAAAAUGUUCGGCCAGGUGGAGCAGCGGUCAAAGCUGGGGUUCAUGAAGGAGACCGAAUCAUUAAGGUCAAUGGUUCGGUGGUUUCAUCCAUGUCACAUCAGGAAGUAGUAAAGAUGAUCAAAUCUGGGACAUAUGUGGCGUUGACUCUUCAGGGCCCGCCUCCUUCAGCUGCAUCCGUCCCGCUUCAGCCCCUCCCUACUGACCUCUUGCCCAAUCACAGGACAGCACUGGGUGGCGAAGCCCCACCUCCUCCUCUUACUCCACCCACAGGAAGCAGUACCCCAACUCAGAGAAUCACAGGACCCAAACCAUUACAGGACCCCGAGGUGCAGAAACACGCCACAGAAAUCCUCAGAAAGAUGUUAGAGCAGGAGGAGGCAGAGCUACAGAACCUUCUGGAGGAACAGUCUCGAAAUCCAUCUCCUUCACUUGAGGAGCGAAUAGAAAGUGCCAAACGAAGAGCCAAUCAAGUCAGAGUGAAGUUCCAACAGGAUGUGGAUGGCACUCGAUCUGAAGCUGUUGCUAACUAUCUCACAGCUGGAGAAGGUCGGUUAUCGAUGGACUCCAGUGAAGGAGACAUCGAGGCAUGUGAGAGUCCCUUCUCUUCCCCCUCCACCUUCCUCAGGAAUCCCCUGCUCCGCCGGCAGGGAUCCGACACGCACCCCUCAGACUCGGGAGGAAAGAUGCAGAUCAUUGGUCCAGAAGAAGAAGAAGAGGAGGAAGAUGGUUAUACGAUCAAUGAGAUGGACGGGCCGUUUCAGGACAUAGAGCUGCUGAAAAGUCGUCCGGCACACAUGACGGUGUUCAUGAGAUACGUGUUCAGUCAACUACUGGAUCCCAACCCAUUGUUGUUUUACCUGUGUGUGGAGGCAUAUCUGGGCUCGAGCCCGAAAGACGCCCGUUCGCUCGCCCCUCAGAUCUGCUCACACUUCCUGGACCAUGAUGCUCCUCUGAAGAUUAAAGUCCGUGAGGAGUUUCUGACUGAUAUAGAGAAUCGUCUCCACGCGCAGGAGGACAUUCGAGGGCCGCUCUCUGAACUCCAGCAGCAGGUGCUUCCAGACAUUCAAGACCAGCUUCAAGACUACAGGAAUAAGCAGAUGAUGGGUCUGGGUUCUCUGUUUGGAGAGAGCGACCUGCAGCAGUUAGACGGAGACCCUGUGAAAGAGAGACAGGUGGUGGACAAACAGGUGGUGGCGCUCUGGGAGAUCCUAUCAAAACAUGAGGAGGACAGAAGUUCUCCGCUAGCAUCUGCGGUUCUUCUGUAUCUCAGACACUCGGGCAUUAAACUCAGAGACUCCAAAGUGUUUCCUGGCUUGAUGUCCGAGAAGGAAAAGUGGCUUCCAUUCUUUCCCAAAGCUAAAAAGCUAAGCAGCGCAAAAAGAGAGAAGGAUGGAGAAGACAAGAAACGAAAUCCCAUACUGAAGUACAUUGGGAAACCCAGGAGCACAUCUCAGUCCAUUCGUCCCGGCAGCGUGCGAAACAUCAUUCAGCAGUUUGAGAGUAAUUCAGACUCCGUUGAGGACGGAGAUGUUGAGGGACAGCGAUUGUCUUCCAGCAGCUUUGGAGAGGACAGCAUGGAUAGUCCAACCAUAUCGGUGCGUUUGGCUCGCAGCGAGUCUUUGAAAGCUCAGGGGGAGGGGCGUCGACGAGGAGGCGGGACGGGGGUGGAGUCUGUCCCGCGUUCCCGUAGCGACGUUGACAUGGAGGACUGUGAGGAGAGGGAGGGGCCGGGACUAAGACCGUUACAUCACAGUGCCUCGUCUUCAGCUUCCAGCAGCUCCGCACGAUCGUUGGAGAACCCGACACCACCGUACACUCCCCGUUCUCAGCGAAGGGUUGUGGACACUCCAGUGGCUCUGUUACCGGACGCUCCAGCUUUAGAAGAGGACGUGAUCGACUCUCAGAACUGGCAGGAGACGGUGGAGCCGCAUGUACUGAUGUCACUCACUUCGCGAGAAAUUGACAGACAAGCCGUCAUCUAUGAGCUGUACACCACGGAGGCGUCUCACCUGCGGACACUGAGGGUUCUGGAUCAGGUGUUUUAUCAGAAGAUGCAGAGCGUCCUCAGUCCGGAGGAGCUAUCCUGUAUCUUCCUGAACCUGCGUCAGGUCUACGAACUACACGCGAACUUAUGUGAGUCCAUGAAGAAGCGCAGGGAGACGCCAAUCGUUCAGGGAAUUGGUGACAUCAUGCUGGCUAGAUUCGAGGGAGAGGCUGGAGAUCAGUUUGAGGAGCAGGCGUCUCAUCUGUGCAGUCAGCAGAGUCAAGCGCUGGAGCUCAUCAAGAACAAACAGCGCAAAGACCCUCGAUUCGCCCACCUCAUACAGGAAUGUGAGGCCAGUCCUCACUGCCGCAGGUUACAGCUGAAAGAUCUGCUGGUGUCUGAGAUGCAGCGCUUGACUAAAUACCCACUGCUGCUGGACAACAUCAUCAAAUACACAGAGAUGUCCUCUCCUGACCUGCAGCUGCUGCAGAGAGCACAGGCCUGUUGCCGCGGGAUUCUGCAGGCUGUUAACGAGGACGUCAGGGAGACGGAGCACCGGCAUCGGCUCAGCCAAUACCAGCGCAGGCUGGACCUCACGCCUCUGGAGAGACAGGCCAAUCCCGCCGCAGCACAGUUCAAGAAUCUGGAUCUCACCACUAAGAGGAUGAUCCACGAGGGGCCGCUCACGUGGAAAGUCAGCAAAGACAAAGCCAUCGAGAUCCAGGCGCUGUUGCUCUCAGAUCUGCUGGUACUGCUUCAGAAGGGUCCAGACGAGCGGCUUGUCCUGCGCUGUCCGUCACGCUCGCUGGGUGGAGUUGGGGGCGGAGCUACAGACCUCAAAACACCAUUCUGCCCCGUUGUUCGCCUCGACUCCUCCCUCGUCCGAUCAGUCGCGACAGACAAUAAAGCACUGUAUGUGAUCAGCACAUCAGAGAGACAGAUCUAUGAGCUGGUGGCCGGGACGUCGUCAGAGAAGAAUACUUGGAAAGACCAGCUGGAAAAGACAAUCGCUUCAGCCACUCUAGGAUCAGGAUCAACCAAACCAGGAUCACCAGCACGGUCCUCAGGUGUGCCGUCAUCUGCCAAUCAGUUAGACGUGUCUCUGUCGGAGUCGUCUGUGUCUCUGGAGAGGGACUCUGCCAGUGAUGAUGAAUGUGCUCUGAGGCCCACCACACCCACAGACCAAUCAGAAGCGAGCUGUCGCGAGGAUGGGGACGGUUACCUCCAAACUAAAGCUGGUGUCGCAGAAGCUGCUCUUCAAGAUGUGGAAACCCUCCGACAGCUGAUCUUCAGAGACCUGGAGGACGGAUGGAGUCAAGAUUCAGAUGACACGCCCACAAAUGAGACGGCCAAUGAAAGAAGCUCUUUUACAGACAGACCGGGAGCGGAGUUGUCUGAGCCCGCCCCUAGUGAGACUCCCAGCCAAUGGGGGGAGGAGCCUGUAGAAGCUCCACCUCUGGAGGUGCUGCAGCCUGCUGUUCAGGUUGUGAGGAAAGUCGUGGGUGCGGGCUGUUCUCUUCCUGACAACAUCACCGAUGAUGUCACCGCCAGCCAAUCCUCUCAGGACAGAGGAAACAUGUUUUAUCUGGUCUUGCCCAAAGAGCAAUCCAGCGCUCUCACAGACGAGAGCAGCACAGAUGAGCUCAAAGACUCGGACGCGUCUCAGAACAGCCAUCAGAUGAGCAAUGUGUUCUCAUCGUCCUUCAUCAACGAGGAAGAGGAGCAAGAGACGCCCUGCCUCUCUCCAACUGACCAGUCGCUGACUGAGACUCUGAGUCGAAGGGAAGGGCUCGGCCAUUCUCAAAUGAGCAUCCAGCGGCAUGUGAUCAAGAACGUGGACGAGAUCUUUAACACCAUGGAGGGGCUGAUGAGGAAACUGCAGCACCUGAGGGACAUUGAAGCAGAUCACUACAAACUUCUGAAGAAAUUAAGAAAACCACUUCCUGCUGAUAAAAUGUCAAGUGAUCGCGUCUACAAGUGUCCCACAGCGGUCCGAAUACCAUCACUGGACCGAGGAGCAGGAGAUGGUAAGGAGGGCGUCUCGACCGAACCAGCCCAGCCAGAAAUCCAGUCCACUGGCUUCUGACGGUUUACACUGGACCUACUCGAGGACUUUCAUCUCACACACACAGACUCACACAAACACACGCUUUGCACUCUAUGAUGUAGCCCCUUCCCAGCAUGCCUUGUGCCUGGAAGCACCAUCCAGGUUGAAUUAUGUGUUGUUUGUGUCAAUUUGUGACUUAAGAAGGGACGGACGACCCUUCGGCCUGCGCUGAGAAAGAAAGGACGGAAAAAGGAAAGUGGUGAUUCGACUAGCGCAUUCAAGAGAGAAAAUGAAAUGUUAUUGGUUGAUUGAAGAACGUAAGUGAUGCGUGAAGAACAGGAAGUGAAACGCAAGUGAAGUAGCAUGGCUGAAGACAUGACUCUGUCCUUCGAAGGAAACCCCAGCACUUUACCUGCUGUACGUCUGUUUCUCCUCCAUUCAGCUCAUCAGGAAAGUCGGCAAUCCAAACGGGCGACGUUUUCCAUCGUGAGCCGCGUCAAACCUGAGCCAUUUCCGGCAUUGACAAAUUCAGGUUCUUUUGCACUGGGACCCCUGUGGACAUAAACAUAGGGCGAAUAAGGAUGUCUCACGAAUAUCGUUGUUUGUUAAUAUAGUAGCUUGUAUUUGAUUACGUAACACUAUGCGAAAGAAGGAAAACAACAAAAGGUGAAGGUUUUGUUUUAAAUUUUUCCAUGUGCUAUGGAAGAAAUAAAAUAUCCAACAAACAUUUGUUCUGUUUCUACGCACACUAUCGCACAGCGCGUGACUGGACUCCUGUUUAUAUCGCACAGAAAAAAGGGGCGUGUUUAUGAAUUCUGACAUCAUGUCAUGUGACUUGCAAGCUGACACAUUUGUAUUACGUGUAAAUACUGUGAACGUUUGUCCCUCACCGUUUGCGGUAGUUAAUUCGUAGCUCAACGGGUGCUUGAAACACAAAUGAAGGGAUCGGGAACUCUAAUAAAUAAAAACAACGUAACUUUUACGUUUCGAAACGCAAGCGUCUUUAUAAGUGUUUAACUCGUCCACCUAACCUGCCAAAGGAGGAUUGUUACCUCACCUCCUUUUAAGUUUUUGUUUAUUAUUCUUAUUUUGUAUUUUAAUGAUUGUUUUUGCGAGUUUAUGUGCGACUGCAGAAAGUUUCUAACGUGGAUUGAAUUCAGAGACGUUGCUUGUAUGGAUAACUACUGUUAACUCAGGUGGAGAAAUGUAGACGUGAUUUCUCUCAUUAGCUUUAACUCUUUUUUUUUUUUUUUUUUUUUUUCAUGCAUUUUCUUCUCUUCUUUCGUUUCUUGCCUCAUUCCUCCAUCGUUCCAUGUUCAUUCAUACUCGUCAACGAUUUGUAAAAGUAUGCUGCACAACGAAGAAACCGUACUCGUGCGAACUACUGUACGUUGUUUGUUUUUAUUUUUAUUGGCAUUCACUCAUGUAAUAUAGUUCACAGCCUGUUUUAUAUGUUCAUUUUCUGUAAAGCUCUAGUCGUUUCUUUAAUUUUAUUUUUGUAGAUAUGACAAAAGAAGUGUAAAUUAUUUUCUCUCCCUCUUUUUAAAAAUGGCGAGAUUGUUAGAUGCACAGAAGGAAAAUGAAAACUCAUGUUAAAAGAAACCCAUUUGUUUUGUGAAAUUAAAAAUAUGUUUAAAAAAAAAAA